AAACAAUUAUUGUAUACUAUCUAAGAGUAAGAACUCUUUGCGUCUCUAACGGGUUCGAAUCUCAGCUAAACAAGGUUUGAAUCUUAACUAAGCUAUAUAUUAGUUCGAUGAAUUAGAUGAAUUUGUUAUUUCUUAGUACGACCAAACAAAAAACGAAGAACAACGAAGAAAUCUUUGACUCCUUUUGCUGACAAAAAAUGAAAACCUUCAUUCAAAUUACAUUGCUAAAAAAUGAGCAUCCGAAUAAGAUGGACUUCAAAAAGACUCAAAUUAAAUAUGUAUGAACAGAGAUCGUGUGUUUGGUAGUGUUUAAUGAUAAAAUCUAACAAUAUUAAAGUAAAAAGCUACGCGCAAAAGAUUAAUUUAAUUUGAAAACAUCGAUAAGACAAUCGAUCUUUUCUAAUGUGUUCCGAUCAUUGUUCCCUCUUCUUUCACUCGUAGCGCCACUAGCAUAGUUAUUGAAUGUUAGGUUAGGUAACCUAAGUUGAAUGUAAGGUUAAGUAGUACAUGUAGACAAUCAACUGUUGUUAAUAUUAUUAAAAUAACAGUAACUGUUCCAGAAAAUAUAUAAAAAAGAUCACACAAUAGCGUUAAGAUGUCCUCGUGGAAAAAAGCCGCAAAAGCAGGCCAGAAAACGCAUUGGGAACGUCAUCAACCGGAAGUCCGCAAACACCUAGGUUUAUUAGAAAAGAAGAAGGACUAUGUUGCCAGAGCCAAAGAUUUCCAGGAGAAGAGGGCAACAAUCAAGCUUCUACGGAAACGCGCACUCAACAAAAAUCCAGAUGAGUUCCAUUUUCAUAUGAUCAAUUCUAAAUUGGAGAAUGGUAUUCACCGAGAGAAAAAGGAGGCUGAACACACGCCUGAGCAGAUAAAACUAAUGGAGACACAGGAUAUGAAAUAUAUCAUGUAUAGAAAGCACAUUGAGACAAAGAAGAUAAAUAAGUUGCAGAAUGAAUUGCACAUGCUCGACACAGCUAAUGAAACACCGAACCAACACAUCUUCUUUAUGGAUGACGGAAAAGAAGCCAAGAAUUUUGAUCUGGCCAAGAGGUUGGACACUCAUCCUGCAUUGCUCUCUAGACGAAUCAAUCGACCAAGAAUGAGCGAUCUCAGCAAAAUGCAGGUGCCGGAAUUAGAUGAAAAGACUUUGGCUAAACUUCAGCAAAAGAACCACAUGAAUUACACAUUACUCGCUAAAAGGCUUGAUAGAGAACGCGAGUUAACGAUCGUGCAACAAAAAUUAGAAAUGUGUUCCGCACUUAAAGACAAGAAGAUUAAAAAACCAAAAUGUGUGAUGCCUGGUACAAAGCAUUCUGCUCCUAUUUAUAAGUGGAAGUAUGAGAGAAAACGAUAACUUGUAUGUUUGUAUAUUUCAUAAUUUUUUAUUAUUUUAUUAUAUGCCACUAAAUAAUAUGUGCAUAUAUAUGAUUGAUUAUAAGUAUCGAAUAAAAAUACAUAUUUUUUCAUA
Messenger RNA from Harpegnathos saltator (Jerdon's jumping ant), 1468 nucleotides. Its product is annotated as probable U3 small nucleolar RNA-associated protein 11. Lineage: Eukaryota; Metazoa; Arthropoda; Insecta; Hymenoptera; Formicidae. The coding region runs from base 596 to 1354 and encodes 252 amino acids. The record is from RefSeq and is a predicted model, not a curated record. Gene Ontology annotation, cellular component: small-subunit processome; nucleolus. Gene Ontology annotation, biological process: rRNA processing. The transcript has 2 exons.